This is a messenger RNA of Drosophila serrata, 4930 nucleotides long. It is a transcript of the gene RecQ4, whose product is annotated as RecQ4 helicase. The record is from RefSeq and is a predicted model, not a curated record. NCBI's taxonomy places the organism in Eukaryota, Metazoa, Arthropoda, Insecta, Diptera, Drosophilidae. Gene Ontology annotation, biological process: DNA replication; double-strand break repair via homologous recombination. Gene Ontology annotation, cellular component: chromosome; nucleus; cytoplasm. Gene Ontology annotation, molecular function: four-way junction helicase activity; 3'-5' DNA helicase activity; zinc ion binding.
UGUAUUAGUUUCUCGGGAAUUUCGUUUCGCAAAUGUUGUUCGGUUUUUAAAUGUUAAUAAAUAUUGCAGGAAACCUUCGCCGCCGCCAUGGAGGAUGUGUUCAAGCAGAAAUACCAGAAGUACAAGCUCCGCGUCAAGUUAUGGGAAAAGGAUUUCAAGAAGAAAAACGGACGAGUGCCCUCAAAGUAUGAUAUACGGGAGGCCAGCCAGGAGAUUCGGGACUCUUACAAGAUGUACUACAAGCUGAAGACUUCCUUUCUGGAGGAGACCCUCAACGAUGUUCUCUGCGACGAGGAUGGUUACGACGUAUUGGAGAUGUCGCAGGCUAGCGAGCUGGGCGUGAGCCUGAUGGACCAGGACCAGGACCUCAGUGUGAAUGGUGGCCCCCAACUGCCGCUGGACAUAGCUGCGCUAGUGGAGCCACAGGCGGAUGGCAGCAGCAGCGGCGCUUUCUCUAAUCUCCAGGAGCUACCCAAUCCGCAAGCACUUACCAAUCUGGCCAAUCGGGACGAGAACCAUGUUAUCCGACAGUUCGAGGCAGUGGAGGAGCUGCCCAUCAAUCGUAAGGCCUGGGGAGCCAAUGUGAGCCUGAAGCCGCCGCAGCCUUUGGAAGCUUCUGUCUCUGCUCCGGCUGCAGCAGGGAAGCAGUUGAAAUCGUCCACCGCUACCAGCCUGAAGCCCAGCUUGAGUGCCAAGCUCUUCCAAUCCACGCGAGGAUUUGCCAAGCGAAAUCCCCGAAAGCCGCUCUCGCAUAGCUCACUCAACGCUUCCGGGACAUCCAAUUCAACCCUGAAUCACAUGAAAGACAAUGAUAUAUCCGAAGUGUUGCCCGAUUUCGAGACCAUAUUGCUAAGGAAAGCCCAGGAAUACAAGGAAAAGGAGUUAUUGGUGGCCACCAAUCCGUUGCCUAAAGAGGCCAUCAAAACGCAGGUGGACGACGGCUGGCUGCAGCGCAACACCAAGGAAAACACUCUGGAGCCGGUGACCACAACGCCGGCGGAACCUAAUAACAAUGGUGCUCCUCCGAAAAAGACCAACUUUGGUCUGGCAAAUCUAGACUUGAGCAAGCUAAAGCCCACUGUUAAGGAGGAGGAGAGGAUGGUGGAGCCGGUGAACAACUCAUUGCAAGUGAUGGAACCUGCUGCCAUUCCCAUCAUUACCAAGAAUCCUCCCCCUGUUGAGCAGGCAACAGAUUCCGACUCCGAUUCCGUGGUGGCUGAGAGCGAAGAGGAGCCGGAGCCACAGGAGUACCGACAGCUGGCCAAGCGGCGCAGGAUAAUGCCCACACUGGGAGGAGCAACAGAAGAAGCAGCCCCGACAGAAGCUGAGCCAGAACCUCAGACAGAGCCAACCGAAGAGCCAACCGAAGAGCCAGCAGGUCCAGAUUUCUCGGCCGAUGAGGAGGCUGAUGAUGCCACCUACGAGCCGGUGAAGGUGAAAAAGGAGAAGGCAAAGCGAAAACAGGCAGCGGGGAAGAGGCAAACAGCCAAAGCCAAACCCAAGACUGAGAAGAAACCCAAAGAAAAAGUGGAAAAGAAACCCAAAGUCAAAGCGGAGAAGAAGCCCAGGAACUCCAAGAAGGCGCCUGCCCCAGCCAAGUCUGCACCAGAACCUCCAGAGGAAGGAGAGGAGCAGGGACAGCCCCUAAAUCCCGAAGAUCUUAAAUAUGUGCUGGCUCUGGAGGCGGGCGACAUCACCUCUGUACCACGGAUUAAUCCGCAGGAACUCGAGAAAGCCGAUGCAACCGCUCAGCGUUACAUUAGCACCUUUGCAGCAGUUCCCUUGGCGGGAUCAAGUGGGGGACCUGCCAUUCAUGUGGACGAAAAGCGAGCGGCUGCCCGAAAGAAGAUGGAGGAGCGAAUUGCUGCGGGAAAAUUGAACGAGAAUUUCGUCACGAUAAACAUACAGAAGAAGAAAUUUGCGCGCGGCAAGAAGACGGUGAAUUUCAGCAAGUACAAGAAGCAGCAGUGGCGGCAUAAGAAACGAGUGGCUGCCCUGAGUGGCCCCGACAUGGACAUGGGCGGCUGCGAUGGCGGUGUCCUUACCUGCUUCCAAUGCGGCGGCGUGGGUCAUUUUGCCCAACAAUGCAAGGUGAAGGGCGACAGCUUACUCCCGCUAUCCGCGCAACUGGAAGAGGAUCCCUCACCCUUUCCCACACUUGCCGAGGCCCAGGAGAUGGCCAGCCAGGGUGCUAUGGUUGCCCACAGUCGAAACAUUUCCAGGCUCCCGGAGGCGGCCAAUGAAGCCAUUUUUCAGCCAGAGGCGGAAUCGGAAGAGUCGCAGGACGAAUGCAGCGGCGAUGAGGAGGAUGAGGAGAGUCAACAGCACCAUCCGGAUCCUAAUUGGUCCAGCGAUGAUUCGGACAUUGAUUUCGAGGCCCUAGACGCUGCCGUGGAAGCCUCGUUAAGUCAAAAGGAUUCUGAGGAAAAGGCUGCGUCUCCUAUCAAAACCUACGUGGGCCACAAAAUUCCCGAGGAGUUCCUGAAGCAAGCUGGCCUGGACACCACCAACGGCACCUCGAAUCGCAGUCAGCAUGGCGGCGUUAAGCCACUCUACGAUCUCCUGCCGGACGGAACGGUCCAGGACACCACGCCCGAGGUGCUGGAGACGCUGCACAUGUUCGGCCACAGUAACUUCAGGAAGGGACAGGAUCGGGCCAUCAUGCGAACCUUAUCCGGCCUCUCCUCACUCGUGACCCUCAGCACGGGCAGCGGUAAGUCGCUGUGUUACCAGUUGCCAGCCUACCUUUACAGCCGCAAGCUGGGAGCCAUUACACUGGUCAUUUCGCCGCUGGUGUCGCUGAUGGAGGACCAGGUCACCGGUGUACCUCACUUCCUGCGUGCUCACUGCCUUCACACAAAUCAGACGCCGCAGCAGCGCAUAAAGAUCCAGCAGAUGAUUGCCGAUGGAGAGAUUGAUAUCCUCUUGGUCUCGCCGGAGGCGGUGGUUUCCGGAGAGCGGGCAACGGGAUUUGGUGCUAUUCUACGGCAGCUACCACCCAUUGCGUUCGCUUGCAUUGAUGAGGCGCAUUGUGUGUCCCAGUGGAGCCACAAUUUCCGGCCAAGCUACCUGAUGAUCUGCAAGGUGCUGCGCAAGAAUCUGGGCGUGCACACGGUCCUGGGACUUACGGCCACCGCAACGCUGCCCACACGUGUGAGCAUCAUCAACCAUUUGGGCAUUGCUGACGGGGAGCGGGGCGUGAUCAGUGAUACUCCACUGCCAGAUAACCUGGUGUUGUCCGUCUCCAAGGAUGAGAAUCGAGAUGCGGCCCUGUUGCUUCUGUUAAACAGUGAACGCUUCGAGUCCUGUCAGUCCAUCAUUAUAUAUUGCACCCGACGUGAUGAGUGCGAACGGAUUGCUGGCUUUAUCAGGACUUGCGUGCAGGACCGCAGACAGCCCGCUCCGGAGCAGGGAAAAAAGCGCAAGCGAGUCAACUGGCAGGCGGAACCAUACCAUGCGGGCAUGCCCGCCUCCAGGCGCCGCACCGUUCAAAAAGCCUUCAUGGGCAAUGAGCUGCGCAUUGUGGUGGCCACCAUAGCUUUUGGCAUGGGCAUUAAUAAGCCCGAUAUACGAGCCGUCAUUCACUACAAUAUGCCGCGAAACUUCGAGAGCUAUGUGCAGGAGAUAGGACGUGCGGGACGCGAUGGCUUGAUUUCACACUGCCACCUCUUUUUGGAUUCCAAGGGCGGCGACCAGAGUGAGCUGCGUCGGCAUGUCUACUCCAAUUCCAUCGAUCGCCAUGUGAUCCGAAAGCUGCUGCAAAAGGUCUUUGUGCCAUGCAGUUGCGACAAGGAUCUGGCCAAGGGAACAGUUUCUGUGCCAAUCGGCGAUGGUCCGAGAGAUCAUGUGUGUCCUGGUCAUGAGAUUGGCUUCUCUGUGGAAAAGACCGUCGAAAUGCUGGACAUUCCGGCGGAGAAUAUAUCAACCCUACUCUGCUACAUGGAGCUGGAUCCGCGCUGGUGCAUUAGCGUGCUCAGCUCCGCAUAUGUGAUGGCCAAGGUGAUAUCCUACGGAGGACCCAAGUACCUCAAGCACGCAGCCAAGGAAUGUCCCCCUCUGGCCAUGGCCAUUGCCUUGCAGAUCCGCAACAAGACCUUCAAGGAGGAUGCCAAUAUUAUAGAGUUUUCGGUGACCGAUAUAGCAGCGGGUAUCGGCUGGAACAGCGGCGUGGUUAAGUACCAGCUUAAGGAUCUGGAAUGGGUGAAAAUUAAUGGCUUUCCCAAGCGAUCCCCCAUCACGGUGAGCUUCUAUGAUCUCGGCUUUCGCAUCAAGGUCCCGGGUGAUUUCACGGAAACGGAGAUCGAUGGCGCUCUGGACACACUAUACACGCGUUCCGUGAAGCAAGAACGCACACAGCUUAUCCAACUGCAGUAUGUGGCCCAUGGCUUGGCGGCGGUGGCCUAUAGCUCCUGUAGCCAGUGCUGUAGUGCUGACUUUCCGCAAGAUCGUGGCGAGCAGCUUAAGGCUAUAGUGCGCAAUUAUUUCCUCAACGAUUAUCCGCAGGAUCUUGAACUGGAAGUAGAGCCAAGCAAUGUGCCGGAUGAGAGCAUUACGGAUGAUGUGCACUCGCUGAUCAACAUGUAUCCGGACAAUACAUUCAGUGGCCGGAACAUAGCCCGCAUCUUUCACGGAAUUACCAGUCCCAAUUAUCCUGCCGUCAUCUGGGGACGCUGUAAAUAUUGGCGAGCCCAUGUCAAGGUGGAUUUCAAUAGGAUCCUCCAUCUAUCUAAUAUGGCAAUCAUCAAGAGGCGCACCUAAUCUGUGGGGAUGUUUGGAAAGCGAUUUAAAAAGGUAAAUCCCAAAAAUGAUAUUAUUUUCUUGUGUGAGAGAUGAACUCUUAAUUUUUGUGAUGCGAUUCAUUGAUAUUUAUGUUUAUUGUAUGACUUUAAGCCAGAUAAAAUAUAUAUAAAAUCCGUAGAAUAUAAUUCUG